AAAGCUUUCCAAAUCAGAACUGAGGCCAUCUGACCAGAAACAUGAAGCUGCUGUCACUGUCAUUUGCUAUCUUUUGUGCCUUACAAAUUCAAAGUGCCGUUGGCUAUAACCCUGCUAAGUGUAAUGACCCCAGAAGUAAUGGUGGGGCUUGUCGAAAGCCGCCCGAGGACAAAUGGACCUUUGACAAGACUCACCGAAAAUGUGUGGAAAUAGAUUUCUUCGGAUGCCCAGAUACGCGGAACAUAUUCAAUUCUAAAAGCGAGUGCGAAAAUACCUGUUAAUAUGAUGUAAGCCCCCAGUUCCAAGGUGGAGGAAUGGCAAUUGAUUGCAUGUAAUUAUGUCUGUGCCACGAGUCGUAUGCGUAAUAAGAGUAUUAAUUAAUUCAGACAA
This is a messenger RNA of Drosophila erecta, 390 nucleotides long. RefSeq names its product papilin. The transcript has 2 exons. The coding region runs from base 42 to 281 and encodes 79 amino acids. Gene Ontology annotation, molecular function: serine-type endopeptidase inhibitor activity. The record is from RefSeq and is a predicted model, not a curated record. Lineage: Eukaryota; Metazoa; Arthropoda; Insecta; Diptera; Drosophilidae.